UGCACUUAUGUUUGUUUUUAUAUCUUAUUUUCAUUGCUUAUAAAGAGUGCAAGUAAAAAAGCCGCAAAAAUGUAUAUUUUGACAAUUUCUUCUAUAACAUUUUUGACAUUCUUGUAUUGUGAAUUUUUGGCGGACUUUUUACAACUCUCGCGGUGUCGAUGGCCAACCUUUAAAACUAAAAGCUUAAAAACCGAAAAUGAACUAAGGGCCAUGAUAAUUGCAGACACCCAUCUAAUUGGCCCCGUAAAUGGCCACUGGUUAGACAGAUUAUAUAGGGAAUGGCAUAUGCAUCGGAGUUUUCAGGCCUCUAUGCGUCUCUUCGAACCCGAUGUUGUUUUUGUGUUGGGUGAUCUCUUCGAUGAAGGGGAUUUUGUAAAUAGUCAUGAUUUUGAACAAUAUGUCGAACGCUUCCAUCGUAUUUUUAAGACACCAAGUAAUGUGUCCAUUAUUAGUGCUGUGGGCAAUCAUGACAUUGGUUUCCAUUAUAAAAUGGAUAGAAGUUUCAUUAACCGCUUUUCCAAACAUUUCAACAACACUGGUGUAGAAAUUUACACAAUCAAAGGAAAUCAUUUUGUUAUGAUUAAUUCUAUGGCUAUGCAAAAUGAUGGAUGUGGUUUUUGUAAUACGGCACUGCGUGAUUUAAAUAGUAUAUCCGAAAAACUAAAAUGCCUCAAAAAUAAAGAUCGCUGCGAAGAUAAUGAAGUUCUACAAAAACACAAAACUUACAAUCGUCCAAUUUUGAUGCAACAUUUUCCCACCUAUCGAAAAUCGGAUGCCGUUUGUAGAGAACAUGAUGCACCUAGCAUUGAGUUAUUUCGCGAAAAUUGGGAGGUGCUCUCAAAAGAAUCCACAGAUUUAAUAGGCAAACUCCUAACGCCGCGAGUUGCUUUCGCUGGUCACAGCCAUCAUUAUUGCUUGAAUAUAAAUCGUUUUGGCAUAGAAGAAUAUACAGUAGCUUCUUUCAGUUGGCGCAAUAAAGUAGAGCCGAGCUUCUUGCUGGCUUCUUUUAGCGGCUCGUCCUACACUGUCUCUAAAUGCAAUAUGUUAGCGCAAAUGCAUGUCUACAAUACAUACAUAGCGGUUGCGACAAUAUUAAUAGCAACAAUUAUUUUUCAAAUAUCACGAAAAUUCUUGAGUAUAAGUAAAAAAGCUUGAAACCCUCUUUACCAAUAAGGUAUUAUGAACGAAAAUGUUUAGAAA
This is a messenger RNA of Bactrocera tryoni, 1200 nucleotides long. RefSeq names its product metallophosphoesterase 1 homolog (gene PGAP5). Gene Ontology annotation, molecular function: hydrolase activity. Gene Ontology annotation, biological process: GPI anchor biosynthetic process. The transcript is spliced from 6 exons. NCBI's taxonomy places the organism in Eukaryota, Metazoa, Arthropoda, Insecta, Diptera, Tephritidae. The coding region runs from base 70 to 1155 and encodes 361 amino acids. The record is from RefSeq and is a predicted model, not a curated record.